Molecule: messenger RNA, 2015 nt
Organism: Ceutorhynchus assimilis (cabbage seed weevil)
Lineage: Eukaryota; Metazoa; Arthropoda; Insecta; Coleoptera; Curculionidae
Source: the annotation of a GenBank genome assembly
UGUAAACAAAUUAUCAACAAAAUAAUAUUUUUGAUUCUAUUUUUGAGUUAAAAAUCUUUCUACAAUAAUGGCAACGAAAAGUAGGACAUUUCUACCAAUCGAAAAUUCAUUAAAAAUGCGAUAUUUGGAACAGUACGCACAUGCAGUCGUUCAUUACAGUUCCAAGUACAAUAGUCAUUGCAGUUAUUCAUAUGCUCCACACAAUUUAGUGGGGAAGUAUGUUAAAUAUCCUUCUUAUGGGGACUUUCAAGAGGCUUAUUUUUUGAGAUCUUAUGGAAAAUGGUGGAAAACCAGCUCAGCAACUCAGAAAGACUACAGACCUCAGGAUUUUGAUUUACUUGGAGCCGAGGAUUUUAUCACUCUAGAAUUUGGAAGUACAGUGGUUCCUAGAGAAAUAUUCAUUUACGAAGUCUACAAUCCAGGUGCCGUAAUUCGUAUAUGGGGCAGGUUAAAAAUCGAUCCGAAAUGGCAUUUGCUUUGGGAAGGAUUUCCACAAAAAUGCGCUCCCAAGUCCAGAAAGUUUUGUCCUCCACUUAGAAAAAUUAACUGCCUGAUAAAUAUAAUUAGGCUAGAAUUCAACCAAAGCCACCUAGAAUAUCACACAGCCAUAGAUGCGGUCCUUUUGAGCGGUUACCAGCCAGAAACCACUUUCCAAAGUGAAAUAAUCCGGCACGGAUUGACAGAAGUUAAAUUUAAUACACCUCAAACAAUAAGGGAGCUAACUGUUGGAGAUUUGGAAAAGAGAACAAAAAACCAAGGUGAUGUUUCUGAGAAUUUAGAGCCUGUGGAUUGUUUUUGCUUAUUACCUGAUGAAAUUAUUAUAAAUAUUUUUCACUAUUUGGAUUUGAAAUCGCUGAGUAGAUGUGCGCAAGUGAAUCACAGAUGGAAUAAAUUGGCUCGAGAUCAGACACUUUAUCAAAAUAUUAGUCUUAAGAUAUACUGGUAUCUGGUAGACACAGAAACUCUGGACCACUUCCAAAAAAAAAUCGUCAACCUCAAAAAACUCGAUCUCUCUUGGUGCAACGAACACCAACUUUAUUUCCACCAAAGAUUAAAUUACGAUUACCAUCUUAAGUUACAAAGUAUUAUAGAAGGAGCUAGCAAGACUUUGACUCACUUGAGCCUAAAUGACAACUAUUUUGUGGAUUUUGAUGUUAUUGGAAAAAUAAAUCAAUGUACAGAGCUAGUAGAUUUAAGAUUACACAAUAGUUUCAACUGGAUCAGAUGUCCUCUGGAUAAAUUAACCAAUUUGGUGUCUUUGGAUUUGAGCCUGACAUAUAUUAUUGCUCAAGAUUUAAUACAGAUUUUGAUGGCUAAUCCGCAUUUGGAAAAUUUAAAUUUGGAUCUUUGUGAAAAACUUGUCCUAGUUGACCAAAUAGUCGAAACAGUUGCUAUGUUCAAUAAAAAACUGAAAACGUGGCGCUCCUGGAAAUCGUUUUACUUUACCCCCGACGGAAUUCGCAAAUUCGGUUUGUGCCAGAAUUUGGAAGAACUGGAUUUGGGUUGGUGUCUGAUUGAUCGGGAUCCGGGCGAUUGUCUUUUGUCGAUCGCUAACGGAUGUAAACGUCUGAAAAGGCUGAUACUCUCCGAGUGGCGUGGAUUAAGCGAACAGCUUCUCAUGCCUGUGAUUUUAUCCUGCAAAGAACUCACCCAGAUAGAUUUGAUCGGGAUCAAAACUAUCACCGCCGACGUGUGCGAAAACGCUUUGUUCCGUUUGCCCAAACUUCGUCUGUUGGACAUCAGUUUUUGCGAUGGUGUGCGACAAAGUGAGGUUGAAAUAUGGAGGCAACAGUACCCUCAUAUAACCAUUCAAAGAAGCUGCGAGUUUAUCGUGACCGAUUAUUUGUAGCGAGGAAAUUUUUUAAAAUAUUUGAAAGAGUAAUGUAUUUAUAUAUUAAAGCUUUAAUAUGAAAUUGAUAGCGUUUGAAUAAUUGAGGGCUAUAGAUAAUGAAAAAGUGUAAAUUUCAAUCUAAAUUAUUCAGAUAUUAUUAUCAAGUUUCAACGAUCGUUAUCCA